This is a messenger RNA of Bombina bombina (fire-bellied toad), 1387 nucleotides long. RefSeq lists its product as uncharacterized. The record is from RefSeq and is a predicted model, not a curated record. Bases 116 to 796 code for a protein of 226 amino acids. NCBI's taxonomy places the organism in Eukaryota, Metazoa, Chordata, Amphibia, Anura, Bombinatoridae. The transcript is spliced from 2 exons.
UGUCAAUGCAGUGCAUGGAACAUUGGGUCAUGAUGCGGUUGGGAACCAUAACAUACAGAGUUCAGCUGGGGGAGGUGGUGUGUCAAGGAGGGUUUCUAGUGUUGCGAAUGCCAGCAUGAGUGACCAGAAUGCAUCAGGCUUGGGGUCUACUAACCCUCCCUUUACCGGUGUCCGUAGUGCUCGCGAUCUCUUCUCUUUGUUGCAGACCGCAGCGCAGAUGGAACCGCAACAGGUUGAUAUGCCUUCGGCUUCGUCUACUUCUACUUCAGCGAAUCCUCCUGAACAGGCGGGUUCAUCGUUACAGCGAGGAGCGUCUACCGACUCCAAUCAACGGGAAGAUGCUUCAAGGCCUGAUCCUUCUGCUUCAGGUCCGGAGUCUCAGGACAAUGCAGUUGCCGUCCCCGGACCUGUCAGCGGCGCCAAGAGGAUCUGGAUCGUGGGGCACUCCUAUGUGCAUUGGGCCUCCAUCCGUAGUUCCGCCCUUCCGGGGGGACAGAAUUUGGGCUUUCCUUUCACCCUAGAUUCAAUUAGAUGGUUAGGGGAGAGAGGGAUGUGUUGGCCCGCGCUUCCAUCGCGUAUUCCGGAGGCCCUAGUACGCUGGGGUAAACCUCAUGUUAUAAUUCUCCAUAUAGGGGGCAAUGAUUUGGGCGCCAUUCCGAUCUUGGAGCUAAUCAAGAUCAUGCAGGCGGAUAUCGCUUGGAUCAGGGCUCGGAUUCCGAAUGUGUUGGUCGGUUGGUCCAACAUAGUUCCCAGGCUGGAAUGGCAUCACAUGUCUAGCCACAGCGCUGCUUACUAGGUCAGGAAGAAGAUAAAUUCCUCAGUUGCUAGAACCGUCAUGGGUAAUGGGGGAUUCGUAGUUAAACACGAAUCCCUUACAGCCGACAAGGUCCAUUGUUAUAGAAUGGAUAGGGUUCAUUUAGAGACAGUUGCCCUAGAUAUUUUUAUAAAGGACAUUCGUAAGGCCAUAUUAACCCUCCUUUAAGUCCGGUUGGGUUGUGUUUGUCUUUUAUUGGUUGGCGGCACAGUUAUCAUCUCAAUGCUAUCUGGUGGCGGGAGGUAACGGCCCUGUUGCCUUGGAAAGGGUGAACGGGGGGAGUGAUGACCAGUCUAAAAGUGAGAGGGGUGGAUAGCCUCAAGUGCAUGUGAGGUGCCCCUCCUUCCCCUUGCGGGUGGGUCACGUGAUCUCAUUAACCCCUUAGUAGCAAUUUUACUAUGAGCAGAGGUCCCGCUCUGCUGCAGUUUCCGUUUGGGCCGUUUACCUUCUGCAGUGCUGGGUUGUCAUUAUAGCAUUCGUUCAGCCGCCAUCAUAACCUUGUUGGUUUCCAUGGUUACUUAUUUAAUUAAUAAAUGUUUAACCUGUGACGGUUAAAAAUUUUACCCACAAAAA